AUGGUCCCUACUACCAAGAGACCUCCGUCUUCGCCCACUGACCCUCCACACCGUCGGCAGGGCGCGCGAUCCACGAUCACACAGGAAGCAGGCUACAGCAGCGCCAGCGAGGAUGAUGCCCUGCUACCAGAGGAGAGCGAAGACGCCGAAUUCUUGGUGCCCAAGUUUCUGAGCUUGAAGACCCAGAUCCGGAAGGACGAGGACUCUCCCAUGGCGAGCUUCGAUGACAUCCCUGCCUUUGGAGCUUCCUUCACCGACGAGGGCCUUCACAAGAAGCGAGCCAACUUCGACAUUCCGGAGGAGAUCGCCGACUUCUUGCCGGAGAAGCUGACGCCCGCCGGAUCGGAGGUCAGCUUCAAGCCAAUGAAAGAGUUCGGCACCGAAACGCUGGUCUUUGCGGAUGGUGAGGACGAUGCAGGGUCUGCCCCGGACUACAUUGACCUCGACCUGGAUGUUCGUGACCUGCUUGAAGAGGCACUGUACCUUCCCCAAAACGGGAGCGAGAGAAUGAAGGCGAGACAGGCUGAAUGUGCGUGUCAUCCGAACUUGCGCCUAUGA
This is a messenger RNA of Symbiodinium natans, 558 nucleotides long. The record is from the annotation of a GenBank genome assembly. NCBI's taxonomy places the organism in Eukaryota, Dinophyceae, Suessiales, Symbiodiniaceae.